AUGAAAAGCAGCGGCGGUAGAAGCUCCUCAUGUGUGGGUGCGCGCCGGUCCUCCGCUGUGUCAGUGGAGAAUCUUCACCAGGCCAUGUCUGAUGUGCGCACGAAGCCCUCAACAAGUACCUCUCGGGCUCUGGCGAAGGUUGCAGGGGCGGCGUUGCUCCUGCUCUUCGGCACUUCUGGUGGUCGAAGCAGCGUCCGCGCGACGUCCGCGUUGUUGAACUUGCAGCAGAAAAAGGUACUAGACUCCGUCGGUGAAGAAUUGAAGCGGACGAAAGCGCGGCGACGAACCCAUCAGAGUUCCGGGACGACGAGCGCCACUCUUGCUGGAAAAGAAAUAGACGUGGACGACGAGCAGGACGAAACCAAGUCCACUUCUGCUUCCAAGUUGGAUUUUCUCAUCAGCUUCCUGCGAGAAAAGAACCUAGUCGGAGCUGCAGGCAGCCAGGAGCUUAGUACCUCUACUGCGAGGACUUCUGCCACUUCCAAAGCCGACGCCGAACGGGAGGAGAAAAUGGCGGAGUUUCUCGAGCAAUUUACUCCGGACGCCUACCUACGCACGCCCGACGAGCUGGACUCGCUGAUGGAAACGUACCGGGAAAGUGUUCAGGUACGACGCAUAUGCAUUGCAAAUAUAGUAUGUCUGGGUCUGGAAGGAUGCAGCUUGUGAUGCUGCAUUUGGAUUCUAUAAAAAUCUGUAUUGCGAUGUGAACAGCAAAAGAGGUCCAGUUUGUGCCACGGCGAGACCGCAUUUCUCAUGCGGUAUAGGCAUCAGGAAGCCCUCACAAAGCCUGUGAUGCUGGGACAUGCAUCGCAGACAUCAGGAGUCAUGCAAAAUGUGCAUGACCACAAACCUUGCAUCCUGCCAGACCCAGACAUAUUUGCAUUUGAUAACGGAAGGAGGAAAAGGCUUCGGCUACUUCUGCAGAAGGGGAGAGGGAAGCGGGUAUGAAUGUUUUUGAUAAAGGAAUUUUUAGCUGCGAAGAUUUUCUUCACAUCGACAUCUUUCGGUGGAGGUUUUUCCUGCUAUUCGUAUUCGUCGUAUUCAGCAUAUUGAUUCCGCUCCCGGAUUGAUGCCACUCGAAGAUUUCUAGAAUUCGACUGCUUCUAAUUGCUAGCGGUUAGGCAGCGCGAAAUGCAGAAACCGAAACGAACCAUAGAUCUUGCUGAAAUUACAUUCAUUUCUUACUCUUACAACACCACCGACAUCAGCGCUGUCCGCUCCCGCUGAACAAAACCGCCUGAACAAGGGCAGCACUGGUCGACACGUGCGGCAUAUGGAGAGAAAAAAGUUUGUCACAGUCACUAACUUGGAGGUUUUGCAUUACAAAUUUUUUUUAGCAUCACAGCUUUUCCUUGUAUUGCGGAACACUAAGGUAAAUCCCGUAUGCAGUUUGGCUGUGAUGCAUGUUUACGCAUGACAGGCAUUUUUUGUAUUGCAAAAAUGCCCAUGAGUGAUCGCGACGAACUUUUUUCUUUUGAUACGGCACUACUUCGCGCGCCAGCCCAGCGAGGAAGAAAUCAAAGCGGCGAAGGAAAAACAGGCACAGGACCUGCUGUUGCGGAAGAAACGGGCGACCGCGGCAGCCGUGACGGAGCUCGAGGUGGCGCUGGACCCGGGUCUGUUCACGUUCGCACAGGCGGCCGGGGACUUUGACACGCACAGCACCGCGGACAAGGCCAUGACCUACGGGACGCACUGGGACAGCCACUUAUCAAAUGUAAAAAUGUCUGGGUCUGGAAACUUGUGAUGCUGGGUGGCGUCUCAUGAUGAGGCUGCAAAUGCUGGCUCAGCAUGACAAGUUUCUGAGCUCCUAGGUGUUGCCUAUUCUGCAUGACAAACUGCGCUUCUGCAUCACAGAAAAACGGAGCUCUUGGGUAACGUGCGUGACAGAUUUAAGAGUCAUGCCAGACAAGCAUGACAAACAUGAAUUCUUCCAGACCCAGACAUUUUUACAUUUGAUACCACUUCUACAUCAACGACACAGACCGGCUGGGGGCGAACGCCAACACGUGCAGCGGGCCCUCCUACGCCACGUUCUCCGGGUACUUUUGGUGGCAGGCACAGCUGAAGAACGGCGACACGCGGUAUGUGGAGGAGGUGCGCAUUUUCAACCGGCGGCACCACGAGUCCGAACUGGACCGAGCCAGACUCUUGGUCGACGGCGAUUCCUGGGACAGCGCGAUGGACAUCGGCUUUAUUUCCUCGGACCCCGCGAACCUGGAGGAGAGUCUGUACUCGACGGGCGGCACCGUCGUGAAGGUGAAACGGAUUCUAAACAAGUUCCGCAUCCAGGACAAGGUCCGGUUUAGUCUGUGCGGAAUUUUCGUUUACGGGGUCAUGGAGCGCUACAACAGCACCGCCCUGACCGCCACGCAGGAUUCCGCCGACGCGCAGGACGCGAACACGCACCUCUACCCUUUCAGUGCGGUUAACGGACGAUACCCCCAGCUGGCGGGCACCAUUUCAAAAACGGCGACUGGGGGCGGGAAAAAGGACCGAUACUGGCAACUCACGUUCGCAGACGGGCAAUCGAUACGCAUUGCAAAAGUUAUCGUAGACUGGUAGGAAUGAUCGCAGGACAAAUAAUUUGCGCAGCGUGAGGAGUCCUCGGAGUGGAAUUAAUUUCGAAUGCUGCCUGGUUUGGCUUAGAAAGAACAUUUUUCAUGCAGUAAGUAACGCGAUUAGCCUCACCCUCACCCUUAGUAUCUGCGUAAUAAAGCUUUUGCAGUGGAUACUCCCACUACGUGGACCAAAUUCGUCUCAUCAACCAGCGAGACACGGAUUACCUCUCCAGCCUGUCUGUCUAUUUCGACGCAGACGCCGAUGCGACACCGGCAACAAACGCCGCUUUUUCGCUGAAUGACGGAGUAGGACAUUGAAAAGUGCUACGUCAUGCACCAGAAAGGUUUGGCAUAGAUACUUCUACAAAAUUCUUGUAAAUGACAUGCAACAUGCUGUUGACAGAGAGACGUCAACUUUGAGUAUGCUGCCAAUUGUAUGUAUGCAUGGCACAACUAGGUAGUUUUAACCGUCCCACAACAACACUUCAUGAUGCGGAGACAAAAAACUUUUCCGUCCGACACCCUACCCGCACCGUCGACGGCUCCACGGUGAUUUCUGCGAGACCGGGGGGAACCAUGGUGAGGAUCGAGCGCACCUUGCGCAAGAUGAAGCUGCAGAACACCGCCGGGACGCUGGACGAUAUGGUCUCUCUCGCCGGUAUCGAAGUCUACAAAAACACCACGGUGAUCCGGUCCACCACCCCGGCCCCGGUUCCUGUGUUGGGCAAGUGCAUGUGCGUCGGGAUGUCCAAUUUUACCGACGCAAAGUAAGGAGAGUGAAAACUUCGCCUCGUGUUUUUUCGUACGUCUUUUGACUUUUUCUUUUCCUCCCUUUGUCCUGGUCAUGCACGACCGUUUCUUGCAGUCAUGCUGGUAUUGCAUGUAUUACAAAAACAAAAGCGUUGGACACGUAGCAUGACAAAGAACACGAACAGACAUUUGUGAUGCGGUUUUCCUCACCUGCAUACCACGCACGCCAUCACAAAUCCGGAGCACCAGGACUGGAUAACAGCGAAAAAUUCGGACUCCAUAGCACCCCAGCUGCAGAACUUCAGCACACAGGUGCUGGACCCGCCAAUCGAUUUUGCCAACAGCAACGACACCAUCUACGGUAUCAUUUGUAAAAACGUCCCCACAUCACCAUAGUUGUAAUGCAAUUCUGCAUGCUGAAGAUAGAUGUUUCUCAUGCGGAGCCCAAUGAGAAGCAUUUGCUAGUCGUGAUGCUGGUGAGCUAGCUAAACAGGAACACACUACGAAGCCAAACUUGUCAUGCGCAACACCCAAGCCUUGUGAACUUGUCUAGCUGAUUUUCCAUCUUGACUAUGGGGUGGGGACGUUUUUGCACAGGAUAUACGGCCGGCUUUACGAGUAUAGAGCCACUUUGAAAUAAUUAUCAUGUCCCAAUUAUUUUUUUUCUGAUCCUGCAGCAUGCACUUGCUACUCCACCACCAAGGACACACUAGAACUGCUUAAUGUUACAACCACCAUGUAUGUUGCAGCCGAGGCUUAAAAUCAAAAACAGUUGUGAUCUGAUUAGCAAAGAAUCGUGACCUCUAGCUCUAGCUCUACUGGUCUCCCCUAAACACAUAAACGAUGAAAAUAAAACUUCUAAAGGACAAAGUACGGAGGAGCGCCCAACUAUGGAGAGUAUUGCGUAUCGCUGGAAGAAGACAAUAAAAGCGCCCAAUAUGCAAUCACCAGCAGGAGCAGCAUGUUGAUCUUGAUGUUUGGCAUGGACAUGGUGAGUUGAAAUUCGUGGCGGUCACUCAUGUAGUGUUGUGAAAAUAAAUUCAGUAAGCAUGCCAUGCUUAUUGCAAUUGCAUUCUGUUUCUGGUGCAGGAAUGAUCGCGCACCAUGCCAAAUAUGCAGCAUUCCAGAUUCAUCAGUGGGACGAUAACAUUUUUCAUCUUGAUAUCCUUUCGCCUGGGAAGACAACGCCAAGGAAAACACUGCCGGUGGCGCGUAUGAUGUAGGCAAAAUUCGUCUUGCAGCAGAUGUCUCAGAUUCGUCAUGCACGACUACUAGGGGUAAACUAAAAGCAAAAGGACAAGUUAAAUCUACAAGUAAAAAUAGUUGCGACACUACAAGUAAAAAUCGGUGCCUCAAGAAGUUUUUGCCACGUGGAUACAACCGGCACUAACACGUACUACGGGAGAUCGGCUAUGAACGAAGAUUGUAACGGAACCAGUACGGACCGCCCCAAGUGGUGCAUGCAGGACUGGUGCUAUCUGAAGUAUGCCGACCCUAUCAUCGCGCCCGAUGGGGACAUUGUGCAGCGAGACGCAAACAGCGGUCCAAUGUGCGACAACGUUGCGGAUGUAACCAUCAGCAAGUAUUUAUGAGGGAGAAAAUCAGGACGCUAGAAUGGUCCUCAACACAAAUCAUCAGAAAUUCUGGUCGUCUGCAUCAUCAAAGCCCUGCGCACAACUAAAAAUUCUUCAAAGAACUACAUUAGAAUUCCUGGAGGACGAGACCACCUAUGACUUAGAAGGUAAGUACUUAUCAAAUAUUCAGAUUUUUUCCUUUCCAUACGCUUAUCCUGUGCAAAAGUAUCGUACUCGUAUAAAUGCAAGUCUUGUUGCGUAUACAAAUCUUGUUCCCAAGGCAAAUCUGCAUGACAAAUUUUAUUUCUCAUGCUGGGGGAAUUUGCAAUGCAUUUAUACGAGUACGAUACUUUUGCAAUUCAUAACGCUAAGGACUCCUUUAUCUGGUACUCCUACGAGUUUUGCUCGCAGUAG
Amoebophrya sp. A120 is the source of this 5299-nucleotide messenger RNA. The record is from the annotation of a GenBank genome assembly. NCBI's taxonomy places the organism in Eukaryota, Dinophyceae, Syndiniales, Amoebophryaceae.